Molecule: messenger RNA, 5988 nt
Organism: Epinephelus fuscoguttatus (brown-marbled grouper)
Lineage: Eukaryota; Metazoa; Chordata; Actinopteri; Perciformes; Serranidae
Exons: 46
Coding region: 1-5577 (1858 amino acids)
Biological process (GO): cell-matrix adhesion
Cellular component (GO): cell surface
Source: RefSeq, a predicted model, not a curated record
AUGGACAGAGAAAGACAGCACACAGUCUACACUCAUUUCAUCAAGCCAUUCCUUUCAAGAAACGACUCAUCAGAUCCUGGCUGUGUCUCAUUUGACGGAGAUAGUGAAGAGUGGCUACGGGCAAACCUUGGCGGCUUUUCUGGUUUUGCAACCCUACAGGAUCUGCAAGCCCUAAAUGCCAACUUCUCCAGUGCCGAAUCGUUGUCAGUGCUCACUCCUACUCAGGUGGCACAGUUUACACUGAGCUCAGGGGCCUUGAAUGACACAAACCAAAUCGACCGUGUGUUUGACCGUCUGGAGGAGGGCAAUGCUCUGGAAAAUGUGGACGAAUUCCUGACGGAGCUUGCGGCAGAAGAAAAGGAACCUGAUUUCCAGCCUCCUGUCAGAGAUCGUGUAAUGAAUAGGACCUUCGCCAUCAUCAGUCCCCAUUUCCCGCAAUUUGAGGAAGCUGACUGGUUCAUGUGGUUCCAUGUGACACUGGUUACUUUCCUUCCAAGUUUCAGUCCAAUGAUGCUGAAGAAUGCAACCUCAGACAUAAACUGCACAAACUACCAUGUUGUUGUGAGUGGGUUGGCCAAAGCUCACCCUGCAAUGAGCCUACCUAGACGACAAGGAAUCACAGAAGUUCUUCUUGGUUACUUAAGACAAUCUGCCAGUGUCAUCAACAAGCCAGUUUGCAGACAGGGAAUUCAGAGUGAUGCUGAAUGGCUUCAAAUAAACCUGGGCCCCUUUUCCCAAUACACAACAUACGCUGACCUCAAAGCUUUCAACCUCUCUGAGGCGACAGUACUAGACUCUCUGUCUUCAGCACAAAAAGCGGAAUUGCUCCUUGAACCAAAGAAAUUGUCAAAUGAAACCCUUGUGAGAAUUGUGUUCACAGAACUUACUGCGUCAUCACGUGUGGAAGACCUUGGCUCUUUCUUUGACAGAUUUGUUAGUGGUGCUGCAGAGCAAAACCUGACAACCAUUGACCCAAGAGUGCGUAACACCAUUCUAAAUCUGACACUAGUUGCACUUGGCCCAGAACUAUCCAUGCUAGAUGCUGAGGGAUUCAAGUUAUGGUUCCAGGUCUACCUACCCCUGUUCCUCCCAGGCAUCAUGUCAAGCACAUUUGAAAUCAUUCCACGGAAUAUCAGCUGUGACUCAUAUCAAGAGAUUGUCAAGGGUUGCAACAAUGUUUUCACUCACCUCUCCGUGAGGCAGACCCAACAGGUUUUUGCAUUCAUAAUGGACUUUCUUCGGACACAUUCCUCAUCAGGUCGCUCCUGCAUUGAACCUGUAAAUGAUGACAGACGUUGGCUCAAAGACAACUUUGGUCAGUUCCGUGUGCAUGCCUCCUACAUGGAUUUUGUGACCCUGAAGAACAAUUUUAAUGGAGUGGAGGUUGCAGAUCUUCUUACUAUCAGUCAGCUGGCCCACCUUGCAGCAACUCCCUCACAGCUACAGGACAUGGAAGACGUGACAGAAAUUAUGACAGCCAUUGACCCUGUUGACUUUGGGACUUUCUUUGACACAGUCUCACCAGCCAUUGAGGAACACCCAGUCAACUACACAGAGGAGGUGAAAUCUGCCUUCCUCCAGGCAGUAAUUGACAGAGGGGAUCUGUCCUCCUCGGCCAUCAAUGACACAGAGUUCCUGCAGUGGCUCAGGAUUCGACUGAGCCCUCUGGUGGUUAAUCUCUCUCCCAGCCUGGUGACACCUUUAUUUGACAUCGGGAAUAACAGGAGUUGUAACAGCAGCCAAGAGUUGAUUAAAUUGCUGGACGCACAACACUUGACACUCAGCAAUGACACCCAAAAGGAAAUUGGCAAAAGCAUCCUCCUCUUCCUCCAAGGUCCAACACCCCUCAAGUGUUACAGUGGUGGAAGCUUCUACAACUAUUUGAGAAACACUUUUCUCAGCUUUGAUUUUCCAGAUUUGUCGAUGUUCACAUCUCUCCUGCCACAGACACGCGAGUCAGAGCUCCUCAGUACCAUCAGCACCUCAGAGCUGAAUCAGUUCCUCAGUCAACCCAAUGUGAUUGAUAAAGACUCUGACAUCUGUGUCAUCUUCAACAACUACAACAACACUCCUGCUUUCCUUGAAACUGAGGAUGUGCCAGAUGAUGUGAAGGAGGACAUCCUCCCCUGUGUUUGGCCUUUGGCGCUGAGCAGCAACAGCAGAGCCGAGGUUAACGCCUGGUUUGACCAACGGUUGACAAACUAUCUUAGAUUCCUCAGAAAGAGCCUCAUCAGCUCCAAUGAAGUGCAGAAUGCUUCGUGUCUUGCCUUCCAGAAAUUUGUCUCUGUACUGGGAAAUAACUUCACAUACAACAACUCUGAAUUUGGACAGCAGGAUGUAUACACCACCAUCAGUACAUACUUGAUGACUGGCUCUGAAGCCAGAUGCUACAAUGCCAGUGAUGCAGAACUAAAUUCUACUGCCUGGUUUGCCAAUUACAUCGGCAGCUUUGUGUCAUUUGUCACUGUGGAUGAUCUCACCACCUUCACCUCCACCAGUCAAGCUGGAGUGUUCUUAGUGGACAAAGCCAACCUGGAGCUCUUUAACAACACAGCAAUCCCAGAAGAUGUAACAGACCUCUACAUCUCAAAGCUUUAUGAAUUCAACCCAACCUUCAAACCUCUGAAGCUUCCAGGCUUUUUCUUGUGCUCUGAUGAGGUCCCAAGUUCAGCAUAUUCUUCUGUGAAUGAAGAAGAGACGAUACUCGUGUUAAAUGAGCUGGGUGACUUCUGCAAUGGAACAGAGGAUCCUGAGGUAUCUGCUGCUCUGGCAUCUAACAUCCAGACCUUCACGCCAGAUACGUUUAAGAACCUGGGCAGCGCCAGCUCAGGCCUAACCAGCAGCCAGAUCACUUCUAUUUCUCCAUCAGUGCUGGUUUCCUCUUUGCCCAGCCUGAGCUCAGUCAGCACCUGGAACCAGGAGCAGGCCACCAUAAUCAUCCAGACCAUAACUGCCUCAGGCUUCCUGAUCAACAGUGGAUCCUCCCUGGAAUCCCUUGGCACACUUCUUGCUGGAGUUCCAUCUCAGUCAAUACAAGAAAUCUCAGCCUCUGAGCUAGCCACCAUCUCCCAAAGCAGCACGUUUGUUUCCAACAUGCUGGCAGCCCCAACAGUCAUCCAGCAGACCUACGUCCAAAAGGUCAUUUCUGUGGACACAAAUCCGGUAAGCGUGGUGCAGAAUGUUCCUGAUUCCUUGGCAACUGAGAUUCCACCUUCCCUGCUCUUGUUCUCUGAUGAGACUGCAGAUAUCAGUGUGAUUAACAAAAAGGAAUGGACAGGAUCUCAGGCCGCCAUGUUUUUUGGAACACUGGCUGAAACAAACUUUGACAUCGAACAACUUAGCCCAUCUGUGCUUCAAGGCUUCACGUGCACAUCAGUCAAGAGAAUGACAAAAACCAGGAUCCGGAAGCUGAUCCGUUCAUGUAGGCCGAGGAGAGGCAGAGCCAAGGUGCAACUGCAGGAAUCACAGCUGACAUGCAUGUACAACCUACUCAAUGGUAACAUAUCCCAGACCUUCACAGAUUACCCCUCAGACAUGCUUCUCUACCUAGACACGAAAGAUGUGAAGAGUGCCAAUUGCAGGUCAUACUUUUCUGCAGUGGGCACUGCAGACUUCUCUGUGGCCUCCAGCAUUUUGAACAAGAAUUCACUGCUACUCAGUGAAGCCAGGACCUGCUUGGGUAUAAGUGGUGUCAGUCUGAGCAGUGAUAACGUGGAGGUGCUGGGAAACAUGGCCUGCACCCUGGACAGUUCUUACAUCCAGAAUUCUGAUCCUCUCAUUCUUGAAAAACUUAAAUCCUGCAAGGACUUCUCUGCCAGCCAGGUGGAUGCCAUGGAGACACUGCUGCUGUCCGGGAAAACACGAUAUGGUAACGUAACCACCUGGAACAGGCAAACACUGGGAGACCUUGGGAGCCUACCUCUGUAUUUAACAAGAAACUUCUGGGGCCAGUUCAAAACUUCAACAAAGAGAAGGUUCUUCAAGACCUAUAUGCCCAAACUGAGGAAAAGAAAGACAAAGAAGACAAAGCUCAAGGCGUUGUUUACAGAGGCCAGCGCUGUGAGGGUCAGACGAGGAGCAGGUUGCAUGGAAGGUAACAUAACCCAGGUGACAGUCAGCGACAAUGCCUUCCCCUUUGGCUAUGAUCAGACUCAAUUUGACCUCUGCCUGGACAUUCCUGUCCUGAAGGACAACCUGAACUCUAUCUGCGAGAAAGUGGAUGACAAUGACCUUCAGUUAAUCAUUCUCAAGAAACUCAACCAGGCAUACCCAUCAGGUGUUCCUGAGGAGAAAGUUCAGGUGCUCGGUUCAGUGUCUCGUGUGGCAUCACUUGAUGACAUAUCCAAGUGGACCAUCACCAAAGUUGAUACGCUAACAGCGCUCAUGAAUUCUGACGAUGGAUCAUGGGAGGCAGCAAAGAGCAAAGCAAUCAUCACCAAGUAUCUGGAUACUCCUGGGAACUCCCUGGGCAGCACCGAGCUGAACAGUAUUGAUUCCAACCUGUGCUCAUUAGACACCAGCACACUGAACAACAUCACCGCAGACAGCAUCAGAAAUGCCAAACCUCUGAAUUUGGAAUCAUGUUCAUUGGAACAGAAGAAAGUCCUGUAUGAAAUCAGUAAAACUGCCUUCAGCUCAGAGUUUUCCAAUUCCACCAUCUAUUACAAUUUAAUUAAGUCCUAUCUAGGUGGGGCACCUGUGGAAGAUGUAAUACAACUGUCAACACAGGGCAUCAGCAUGGACAUAGCUGUUUUCAGUAGUCUGGAUUCUAACGUGAUCUCUAGUUUGAACGUGACCCAUGUGAGAGGCCUCGUUGGUAGCCAUCUACAAGAUCUGAAGUUGUUUGAGAACGAUACCGCCGUUGAGAUGUGGAGAAACAUGCAGACCCAGACAGACCUAGACACAUUAGCUGUCGGCCUGACCACCACCAGAGCCACCCCGACCACUGCAUUACCCAGUUCCACUGCACCACCCAGGAGCACCAAAGCUCCUACAACAGCUGCAGGCAGCACAGUGGCUUCAACACAGGCAAAGACAACCGGUGCAAACACAACCCGGGCCCCAACAACAACACCAGCAAAGACAACCGGUGCAAACACAACCCUGGCCCCAACAACAACACCAGCAAAGACAACCGGUGCAAACACAACCCUGGCCCCAACAACAACACCAGCAAAGACAACCGGUGCAAACACAACCCUGGCCCCAACAACAACACCAGCAAAGACAACCGGUGCAAACACAACCCUGGCCCCAACAACAACACCAGGAAACACACUUGGCUCAAAUACAACCCUGGCCACUACAGUGAAAACAACACAAGCAAAGACAACCGGUGCAAACACAACCCUGGCCCCAACAACAACACCAGCAAAGACAACCGGUGCAAACACAACCCUGGCCCCAACAACAACACCAGGAAACACACUCGGCUCAAACACAACCCUGGCCACUAUAGUGACAACAGCACAAGCUAAUACCACAAGUGGGGUAACAAAGCUUGCCAAACAACCAACAUCCAUACUCCUGGCUGCUCUGCUGACAACUGUGCUGCAAAUACUGCAACAACCAGUCUAAAUACAUGUGUGACUUACUAAUCAUACUAAUCAAUAAUCAGUAACUAUUAAAUUUUACCUAACACAUGUUGAGAGCAGGAUUUCUUGAUAUUAUUGUGACUUAUCUAUUCAAGCCUAAGGGAAAUUGUAUUAUUGCUAUUGCUUAACUUCUGCUUUACGCUAUCCCUUCAUGUGUAGAACUACGUUAUUUUACAAUCACAGUGAUUACAAUAAUGUUUUAUGUGGUGAUCUGGAUUAUACUCAUACUGGGGUUUUAAAAUUAAGUACUGCCAAUAAUGAUACAUAUGCUCCAUCAUUUUUAAAAGCUAAGGUGAAUGAUAAAUAGAGAGAUUUUAAAUUGAUCGCCUUAUCUAUUAUCAUGACUUAAGCUGCACUGCUAUUCCUAAAAUUAAUAAAGGCAUAUUAAUUAAUA